Mirounga angustirostris (Northern elephant seal) is the source of this 2394-nucleotide messenger RNA. RefSeq names its product ribosomal oxygenase 2 (gene RIOX2). The record is from RefSeq and is a predicted model, not a curated record. Gene Ontology annotation, cellular component: nucleolus. Lineage: Eukaryota; Metazoa; Chordata; Mammalia; Carnivora; Phocidae. The transcript has 10 exons. Gene Ontology annotation, molecular function: histone H3K36 demethylase activity; histone H3K4 demethylase activity. Bases 762 to 2174 code for a protein of 470 amino acids.
GUCUGUUGCUGCCCGGAUGGAGGGGUAGGGUCGCGAGUGACCUGGGCACCAAGAGUGGCCCCCGUGAGCCGCCGGUGGCCUGGACACUGGGACGAGCGCUCGGAAAGUUUGGAGGCUCGGUGGGGAGGGUGGCGCUCGCCCCGGCCGGGGAGCGCGGCCUCCACGUGGGCUGUGCUGCUGGCGUCAGGUCGGGCCUGGGCGGCAGGCGUCACGGUUGGGGAACCGGCAGCCCGGGCUGUGGGCAGGGCAGCUGCGGCCCUCUUGUCCCGCCCUGACUUUAAAAUUCCAGCUGCCGCUUGCCGGGCACUGAGCAAGUGCGACUAGCCUGGCAGCCUGACAGUGGGUCGUCCAACAGGUUAGGAAGGCCAGGUGUUUUCAGGAAGCAGGGGCCUGGGAGUCCCAGGAUGUGAUUAGUCCACGAAUUAGCUGUAAAUUCGGCGCCAGGCCAUUGAUUUCACUGGACUCGCGUUUGAGUGGAGGAGCCUGAUUUUCCCAGCCUCUGCCACAGUCUCGUGGGUGGAUGGUUUUGCCUCUCUGGCCUCAUCCUUUGUAACGUCGUGGGUCACCAAAAUACAUGAAUGUGGUAUAAUCCAUUUUCUCUUUAAAAUACAACUAAGAAGAUAACUGCCAAUCACAGCUUUAGGUCACCAGGAGAACCACUUUUCCCUCUGGAUAAACAUUUCUGUUGGGCAAAAAAAAAAUGUUUUAGGUCAGCCUAGGCGACCUCCUUACAGGUCCGCUUCCUCACUGAGGACAGAAGGAUGCCGAAGAAAGCAAAGCCCACGGGGAGAGGGAAGGAAGAGGGAUCUGCUCCCUGUAAGCAGCUGAAGAUGGAGGCAACUGGCGGACCCUCCUCCGCUUUGAAUUUUGAAAGCCCCGGUGAUCUCUUUGAAAGCUUAAUCUCGCCCAUCAAGACAGAGACUUUUUUCGGGGAAUUCUGGGAGAAGCAGCCCCUUCUCCUUCAGAGAGAUGACCCUGCAGUGGCCACAUAUUACCAGUCCCUGUUCAGGCUGUCGGAUCUGAAGAGUCUCUGCAGCCGGGGUGUGUACUAUGGAAGAGACGUAAAUGUCUGCCGCUGUGUCAACGGGAAAAAGAAGGUUUUAAAUAAAGAUGGCAAGGUGCACUUCCUUCAGCUGAGAAAAGAUUUUGACCAGAAAAGGGCAACAAUUCAGUUUCACCAACCUCAGAGAUUUAAGGAUGAGCUUUGGAGGAUCCAGGAGAAGCUAGAAUGCUACUUUGGCUCCUUGGUUGGCUCGAAUGUAUACAUAACCCCUGCAGGAUCCCAGGGCCUCCCACCCCAUUAUGAUGAUGUGGAGGUCUUCAUCCUGCAGCUGGAAGGAGAGAAACGCUGGCGUCUCUACCACCCCACUGUGCCCCUGGCCCGGGAGUACAGCGUGGAGUCCGAGGACAGGAUUGGGAGGCCGGCGCUCGAGUUCACACUGAAGCCAGGUGAUGUCCUGUACUUUCCCAGAGGGACCAUUCAUCAAGCGGACACUCCUCCAGGGCUGGCCCACUCUACUCACGUGACCAUCAGCACCUACCAGAACAAUUCGUGGGGAGAUUUCCUUUUGGACACUAUUUCAGGGCUUGUAUUUGACACUGCAAAGGAAGAUCUGGAGUUCCGGGCUGGCAUACCCCGGCAGCUGCUCCUGCAGGUGGACGCCAUGGCUGUUGUGACGAGAAGGUUAAGUGGCUUUCUGAGGACCCUUGCUGACCGGCUGGAGGGCACCAAAGAGCUGCUUUCAGCUGACAUGAAGAAGGAUUUUGUUAUGAACAGACUUCCCCCUUACUAUAUGGGAGACCGAGCCGAGCUUUCGACGCCAGGUGGACGGUUACCAGGGUUGGACAGCACAGUGAGACUGCAGUUUAAAGACCACACCGUCCUCACAGUAGGGCCGGAUCAGGAUCAAUCUGAUGAAACUCAGGAAAAGAUGGUUUACAUCUAUCAUUCCUUAAAGAAUAGGAGAGAGACACACAUGAUGGGAAAUGAGGAAACAGAGUGUAUCCUUUUCCAGUCCCAUGGACUUCGCUUUCCUUUAUCACAUAUGGAUGCACUGAAGCAAAUUUGGGGUCACUCAGCUAUUUCUGUCAAGGACCUGAAACUGGCUACAGAUGAGGAGAAGGAAAACCUGGUGUUAUCCCUCUGGACAGAAUGCCUAAUCCAGGUAGUCUAGGGCCUGUCCAGAAUCAAGGGUGUACCGUCUCAGACACGUGCGCAAAGAAGAGCAACGAUGUGCUGCUUCUGUCGACUGGGAAGGGCCCUACGACAGCCUUCCUCACCUUCAUGGAAGAAGGGGGUCUCAGAAAGUAACCAAACCGUACUUUGGAUAAACUCAUUUAAUCCAGUGUGGUAGAAAAGGCACAACUCCAGUAAAUGGAUCAUUGAAAUUUAAA